GUGCCGUAGGGGAGGGCAGCACAGACCCUCAGACGCGAAGAACUCUCCACCCAGAGGAAGCCCGAAGCAGCCCCCCGGAGUCACGAUGAGCCACAGCCCAGAGCGGAUCUCUUCCUACCGCCGGCACUUUGAGGAUACCGGCGCCUCCUAUGAGGUGCGCGUAUCCAGCCCGUCCCCCACCCGCCGGGACACUCGCCGGGACACUCGCCAGCGCUCCCCCAGCUUCACCCGCGCUGCUUCAGCCAGCCUGAGAGCCCAGGCUGUGGGCAAGAGAACCUUCUCUAGCUCCAUCAGGCUCCGCCCAGUCAGCUCAGGCAUGGGCGCGAUCUGCAUGGGGGUCGGAACCGCGCCGGCCCUAGACCUGGAGGUGGCUGCAGCCGAGAACCAGCAGUUCCUCAGCACGCGCAGCAGUGAGCGCCAGGAGAUGGUCGUGCUCAAUGACAGACUGGCUCUCUACAUAGAGAAGGUUCGGUCCCUGGAGCAGCAGAACCGUCUGCUGGAGACGGAGAUUGAAAGUCUACAGAACCGGGUCGUGAAGCCAACCGGACUGCGCAAGCUGUAUGAGGAGCAGCUGAAGGAGAUGCAGAGAACGGCAGAUCAGAUGAAAAUGCAUCGGGACAUGGCUAUUGUCCAGAAAGAGGCUGUGGCCGGGGAGCUUCAGGCGCUAAAACUGAAAUACGAGGAAGUGGUGGAGCUGAGAAAAAAGGCUGAGCUGGAAAUCGAAGCUUUCCGCCCGGAUGUCGACACGGCCACCUCCUCCCGCAUUGCCCUGGAGAAACAACUGGAAAACCUGGAGGUCGAACUUGAAUUUCUGCAGAGGGUUCACAAGGAGGAAAUCGAGGAGCUGAUGAAACAGAUAUAUGGCAUUAGCGCCAUAGUUGAGGUCGGAUUCACCCUUCCGGAUCUCACCGCAGCACUCAAGCAAAUUCAACAGCAGUAUGAUGAUAUGGCAGCCAAGAGCUUGCAGGAAAUGGACACCUGGUACAAAACAAAAUUUGAUGACCUAAGCCAAGCAUCCACGAGGCAUGUGGACACCGUGCGGAACACCAGGCAGGAAAUAGCGGGAGCAAAGAAAGAUAUUCAGAGCAAAGACCGCGACUUGGAGACCCUGAAGUCCAAGCGAGAUGCCCUGGAGGCGCAGAUCCGGGAGGCGCAGGAGAGACACCGGAAGGAGCUGGAGGAGCUGCAGGCAAGAAUUGAGAGUCUGCAAAUGGAGCUGAAAUCAACUAAGGAGAAGAUAGCAUUACACCUCCGUGAAUACCAGGAUCUGCUCAACAUGAAAAUGGCUCUCGAGAUUGAAAUCACCACCUACAGGAAGCUGAUCGAAGGGGAGGACUCCCGGCUGAGCGGAAUGGUGCAGGGCAUGUCCCUGGUCAUGGGAAGAGGGCUGGGCUAUCAGGAAGCCAGCGCUUCUUACUCCAAAGAGCAGGCGGUGGAGAUGACGGAGAGAAAGACCAUGCUCAUCAGAACAGUUAAGACAGAAGACGACUCGAUGCAGAGCGACAUGCAGGAGCGGACCAUCACCAUUUCCGGGGCGGCUGACGACAGCGAGGAGGAGUAGGGUUGCCAUGUUCACGGCCGCGCCUGAGCUCACCGCUGACACCCCAACCCUCAGCACAGACCCAGCAGGACACAUGUGCCAAGCAGCUACUGUCCAACUCAUAGACCCUGUACCGCUUUUCUCAGAUUAACAGGCACAUGUCUUACGCUUAACUUCCUGAAACAAAUAAAGUUUUGAGCAGAUUGCAUGUA
This is a messenger RNA of Paramormyrops kingsleyae, 1752 nucleotides long. Its product is annotated as desmin. Gene Ontology annotation, molecular function: structural constituent of cytoskeleton. The record is from RefSeq and is a predicted model, not a curated record. Gene Ontology annotation, cellular component: cytoplasm; intermediate filament. Lineage: Eukaryota; Metazoa; Chordata; Actinopteri; Osteoglossiformes; Mormyridae. Gene Ontology annotation, biological process: intermediate filament organization.